AAUAAUAAUAAUUCUUCUUCUUCUCAUUUGAUUUUAAAUUAUGCUUUGGAAUUUAAUAAUUAUCCUUUUACUUCAAGUUCUUGGGAUGAUAAAGUUUCUGGAUUAAAUUUUGAUCAAUUCGUUUCUACUGGUCAAAAAAAUCCCGCUCCUGCUGAAAAAGGUUCUUUUGUUUGGUUGGCUUUUGCUGCUGGUAGUUUGGUUCUUAAAAUUCGUGAAUUGAUUCAGAAUGCGGAAACAAUCGAUAUUUUGGUUAUAUUGGCAGGUUGGAUAUUGAUGCAUCUUACAUUCGUGGCUCAUUUCAUUAAUAUGCAAAAAAUUGGUUCUCGAUUCCUUGCAAUGUGUGUUUUGGCAAAUGGUUUCUUUGCUUUCAUGUCGGCUUUAUUAACAAUUAAUUUAUUCGGUGUAACUGUAAGUCCAAUCUUAUUAAGUGAAGCGAUCCCUUUCUUGAUAAUAACUGUCGGAUUUGAAAAACCUUUUGUUUUAACAAAAGCUAUUUUUAAAGCAAAAAAUUUUCCUGUUGAUAAGAAUGAAAAGAAAUCAUCUGAAGGUGUCAUUAUUAUGGGUGUUACACAGAAAGCUCCUUUAAUAGUACGAAAUUAUUUUAUUGAAAUUGGUGUCUUAUUUAUUGGUGCUAUGUCUGGUGUGAAUGGAUUACAAGAAUUUUGUUUCUUGGCAGCUUUCAUAUUACUUUAUGAUUGUUUAUUCCUUUUCACUUUUUAUACUGCCAUUUUAACACUCAAACUUGAGUUGGAUGAAUUAAAAAAUAAUCCUAAUAAUGAUAUUCAUAAUAUUUUUAAUGCACUUCGUGAUAAUCCUGUUGAAAUUGAAGAUGCAAAAAAAGAUAAUCCAAUGAUCGCGAGACUUAAACUUUUAAUCAUUGCCGGUUUCCUUAUCAUGCAUGUGAUGAAUUUUUGUACAACUUUACACACAAGUGAUCAUGCUGUUUCAACAACUACUUCCAAAGUAAAUGUUCAUAAUACUGAAAUUACUCAAAUAUUAAAUAAUUUACUUGAUAAUCAUCAUAAUGGAUCUCAAUCUAAUUUACCACUUAUUGUUGAUAUAUCUUCACCAAUAAUCUUUAGAGUAGUUAAAAGUAUUAAUACAAAUCCUAUCCUUGUACAAGCUUUUUAUAAGAGUUUUGAUAUUUUAUUUAAUUUAUGGUCUUUUUAUGUUCAAGAUCCUGUUCUUUCAAAAUGGAUAUCUUUAGGUUUGAUAGUUUCUAUAUUCUUGAACGUUUACCUUUUAAAUGCUCAUAAACAACCAAAAUCUAUUUUGGAACGUGUUGGUAUAGAAUCAAAAAUAUUAUCUAAUGAAGAUGAAACUCUUGUCCCAAAAAUUAAUAAUAAUGUUCUACCUCAAAAAGAAUCUUCUGAUAUCAUAAAAGAAGUUGAAAUUGAAAAACAAUCAAUUAAUAAUAAAGAAUCAACUGAAUCAAUAACUGAAUCAAUAACUGAAUCAAUAACUGAAAAAAUUACCCCAAUUAAGACUAUUAAUGAGAAAGAAAUUAAGAAUAUUAUUAUUAAGGAUGAGAAAGAAAUUAGAUCCAUUGAAACAUGUUCUGAAAUACUUAAAUCAACCAAAUCAGAUGAAGGUCCUUCAGCUUUAACAGAUGAAGAAAUCAUUCUUUUGGUUAAUAAUGGAAAAAUUGCUCCUUAUGCAUUGGAAAAAGUUCUUGGAAAUAUGGAAAGAGCCGUAAAAAUAAGAAGGGCUUUGAUAUCACGUGCUUCCAUCACAAAAACUUUGGAAACCUCAGCAUUACCAAUGGAAAAUUAUGAUUAUUCAAAAGUAAUGGGAACUUGUUGUGAAAAUGUUAUUGGAUAUAUGCAGAUUCCAGUUGGUGUUGCAGGUCCUUUAAAUAUUGAUGGUGAAUUAAUUCAUAUUCCAAUGGCUACAACUGAAGGUUGUUUGGUGGCUUCUACAGCACGUGGAUGUAAAGCAAUUAAUGCAGGUGGUGGUGCAACUACUGUUAUUACAAAAGAUGGAAUGACACGUGGUCCUUGUGUUGAAUUUCCAAAUAUUAAGAGAGCAAAUGAAGCUAAAACUUGGUUAGAUAAUGAAGGAAAUUCUAUUAUUAAACAAGCAUUUGAUUCAACUUCAAGAUUUGCAAAAUUAAAAAAUAUUAAAGCUACUUUAGCAGGAAAAUUACUUUUUAUUAGAUUUUCAACAACUACAGGUGAUGCUAUGGGAAUGAAUAUGAUAUCAAAAGGAUGUGAAAAAUCAUUAUCCAUUAUGUCAGAAUAUUUUCAUGAUAUGCAAAUCAUAUCAUUAUCAGGAAAUUAUUGUACUGAUAAAAAAUCUGCUGCUAUAAAUUGGAUUGAAGGUCGUGGUAAAUCCGUUGUAGCAGAAUCAAUUAUACCCGGUGAUGUUGUACAAAAAGUUCUUAAAACAAGUGUUGAAUCAUUAGUUGAAUUAAAUAUUUCGAAAAAUUUCAUAGGUUCUGCUAUGGCAGGUUCCCUUGGUGGUUUUAAUGCUCAUGCUGCUAAUAUUUUAACCGCUAUUUAUAUAGCUACUGGUCAAGAUCCCGCUCAAAAUGUUGAAAGUUCAAGUUGUAUAACUAUAAUGAAAGCUGUUAAUGAUGGAAAAGAUUUACAUUUAACAUGUACUAUGCCAUCAAUUGAAGUAGGAACAAUAGGAGGAGGAACAAUAUUAGAUGCACAAGGUUCAAUGUUAGAAAUGUUAGGAGUACGUGGAGCUCACCCAAAAACUCCUGGAACAAAUGCACAAAAAUUAGCUAGAAUAAUUUGUGCAGCUGUUAUGGCAGGAGAAUUAAGUUUAUGUGCCGCUUUAGCUGCGGGUCAUUUGGUUAAAUCUCAUAUGCAACAUAAUAGAGCAAAUCAUAAAGAACAUCGAGUAAAUCAACAUAGCCAAUUUCAUCCCGUACAAAUGCCUCAUCAUAAUAUUAAUGGUCAUCAUUCACAUAAUCAUAGUCAUAGUAGUCAUAGUAGUCAUAAUAAUCAUCAUCUUCAUAAUCAUCAUAAAAAUCAUAAUAAUAAUGAGAAUCAUAAUAAUAAUGAGGAUCAUAAUAAUAAUGAGAUUCAUAAUAAUAACGAGAAUCAUAACACAACAACAACAUCAUCAUCAUUAUCAACGAUAACUUCAUCAUGUACAUCUGAAGCUUCAAUACCGGGAUCAUGUAUUAAAUCAUAAAAAUAUUUAUUUUGUAUUUUAGUUUGUUUUAUUUAAAAAAAAAAAAUAUUA
Messenger RNA from Rhizophagus irregularis DAOM 181602=DAOM 197198, 3198 nucleotides. RefSeq lists its product as uncharacterized. Lineage: Eukaryota; Fungi; Glomeromycota; Glomeromycetes; Glomerales; Glomeraceae. The record is from RefSeq and is a predicted model, not a curated record. Gene Ontology annotation, molecular function: protein binding; hydroxymethylglutaryl-CoA reductase (NADPH) activity; NADP binding. Gene Ontology annotation, cellular component: peroxisomal membrane; endoplasmic reticulum membrane. Gene Ontology annotation, biological process: isoprenoid biosynthetic process; coenzyme A metabolic process; ergosterol biosynthetic process.